GACGGUCGCGAAGUUUUCGCCGCUGCUCCAAUCACUUUCGAGUGGUUUCUGUCUCAAUAUCUCUAGAUUGCCGGCCAAUUGCUAGAACUCGUUCAUUCGAUUUGACCAUAGACAGACGUCAUUACAAUCCAUUGCAUAAUGGCUGUUACAAUUGUUCUCGGUAGCCAGUGGGGUGAUGAAGGAAAGGGAAAAAUCACGGACAUGCUGUCGCAGGAGGCGACGCUCUGCUGCCGUGCUGCUGGCGGUCACAACGCCGGCCACACCAUCGUCCACGGCAACGUAACUUACGACUUCCACAUUCUGCCCUCCGGUCUUGUUUCAGAUAAGUGCAUAAACCUCAUCGGUGCCGGAACCGUCGUGCACGUCCCUAGUUUCUUCAAGGAAUUGGCGGCGUUGGAGGCAAAGGGUUUGAAAGGCGCCGCGGCCCGCGCUUUUAUCUCGGAUCGCGCUCACGUCUGCUUCGACCUGCACUCUGUUGUCGAUGGUCUUGAGGAGAAGGGACUUGGUGGCAGGAAGGUUGGUACGACUGGUAAGGGCAUUGGGCCUUGCUACAGUGACAAGGCUUCAAGAAGGGGUGUGCGUGUGGGGGAGAUUCUGGACGAGGAAGUCUUUGAGCGGAAACUAAGGACUUUGCACGCCGGAUACACAGCUCGAUUCGGCCAGUUGGACUACGACGUUGAAGAGGAGAUUGCGCGGUUCAAGGAGUAUCGAAAGCUGCUCGUCCCGCACAUCGUCGACCAAUUGGCCUUCUUCAACAAGCACAAGGACUCCUCCAAUACCCUGGUCGAAGGCGCAAACGCCCUCCUGCUUGACCUGGACCACGGCACCUACCCCUUCGUGACCUCCUCCUCCACCGGCCUCGGUGGCGCUGUGCAGGCCCUUCAUCUCAACCCCACUAGCAUCAAGUCUAUCAUUGGCGUCGUGAAAGCUUACACCACUCGCGUCGGUUCUGGCCCCUUCCCCAGCGAACAACUCAACGAAGCCGGCGAGAAGCUCCAGAAGGUCGGUCGCGAGUUCGGCGUCACCACCGGCCGCAAACGCCGCUGCGGCUGGUUCGAUCUCGUCCUCCUUCGGUACUCUCAGUCAAUCAACCACUACACGGCGCUCAACCUCACCAAGCUCGACAUCCUCGACGACUUUGACGAGAUCAAGGUUGCUGUUGCCUAUACCUUGCCGGACGGCACUCGUCUGGAGAACACUAUUCCAGCGGACGCGGAGGUUCUUAACAAGGUCGAUGUCGAGUAUGUUACAUUGCCUGGUUGGAAGAGCAACACCAUGGGUGUGAAGAAAUAUGAGGACCUUCCGGAGAACGCGCGCAAAUACAUUGAGUACAUUGAGCGCGAGCUAGGCGGCGUUCCUGUGAAAUGGAUUGGUACUGGCCCUGCUCGUGACGACAUGAUUUGCCGUGAGUAGAUGAAUGGCUUUACGACAUUUCUCUGACGCUUGACAACCUACAACAUUUCACCUUUUUACCACCCCUCAUAUCAUUGUGGAAAGAAAAAGCGACAAAGCGGAAAGAGAAAUUAGUACCAAAUAUGAUGGAAUAGAGCUUUUUAUGUUCUCCUAGAGAGAAACGGUAUGAUCUUUGCGUCCAGUUAAUCUUCCUAUAUAUUUUUAUUUCUUUAUUCUCUGUGAGAGUUCAUUGACUUGUACAAGUUUUGGAGUUCCAAUAAAGCGUGUACGAUUUUUGCCUCCAUUUUAUCUUCCCUUCGGUGAUCGUCAU
Aspergillus nidulans FGSC A4 is the source of this 1723-nucleotide messenger RNA. It is a transcript of the gene adB, whose product is annotated as adenylosuccinate synthase. The record is from RefSeq and is a predicted model, not a curated record. Lineage: Eukaryota; Fungi; Ascomycota; Eurotiomycetes; Eurotiales; Aspergillaceae. Gene Ontology annotation, biological process: cellular response to cadmium ion; purine nucleotide biosynthetic process; 'de novo' AMP biosynthetic process. Bases 139 to 1413 code for a protein of 424 amino acids. Gene Ontology annotation, cellular component: cytoplasm. Gene Ontology annotation, molecular function: AMP binding; magnesium ion binding; adenylosuccinate synthase activity. The transcript is spliced from 4 exons.